Molecule: messenger RNA, 2511 nt
Organism: Cottoperca gobio
Lineage: Eukaryota; Metazoa; Chordata; Actinopteri; Perciformes; Bovichtidae
Product: forkhead box protein N2-like
Exons: 5
Coding region: 172-1320 (382 amino acids)
Biological process (GO): regulation of DNA-templated transcription
Cellular component (GO): nucleus
Molecular function (GO): cis-regulatory region sequence-specific DNA binding; DNA-binding transcription factor activity
Source: RefSeq, a predicted model, not a curated record
GGAGGGAGAGAGUCCGACUCCGAGUCUAGUUUUAAACAUUACAAUUUUACCUUUAACUCUUCAGCGACCUGUUUUGGGGAUAUUUAAGGAGCUCUGAAAUCUGUCACAAGUAUCGUGUUGGUAAUUUGUGGUACAGCUGAAUGACCCUGGACGUUUUCUCCUGGGAGAGAGAUGGAGAACAGCUCUCAAACACUGUCGCCCUUGUCACCAUGUCCUACCACUUUUGGAGGGUCCCUGCAUUUCUCCUCCUCGCCGCAGCAGACUGACUUCUCAAAUGGCCAUCUUUCACUCCCACUUUCCCCUAUUUCAUUCCCCCCAUCCCCUUCUUCACUUUCUCCAGCAUCAGCAGAGUCUCUUCACUCUUUCUCGCCUCUUUCACACUGCAUAGCGUCUCAGUACCUCGAAGGACAAAACAUACAGUGCCUCAGCCCGGCGAACAUAUCAGACCAGGAUGAUCUGACCUGCCUCAACUGGCUGCAUCAGAGGGGCAACCUGCUACCGCUGCAGCCCCUUCCAAAAAUGUCACCACUGCCUCAGCUAGAGUGCUCAGCACCUACCCAACCUCUUUCUCCUGCCAUGUCCAAGCCACCCUACUCCUUCAGUAGUCUUAUUUUCAUGGCGAUAGAAGACUCACCUGAUAGGAGGCUUCCAGUGAAGGACAUCUAUGAUUGGAUUGUGAACAAUUUCCCCUACUACAGGACGGCCUCUGGAGGCUGGAGGAACUCUGUUAGACACAACCUGUCGCUGAGCAAGAGCUUCCGUCGCAUUCAGAGGGACAAGAGCCAGUCAGUGGGGAAGGGAUCGCUGUGGUGUGUGUGUCUAGAGUAUCGGCAGGCGCUCCUCGAGGUGCUGAGGAAGACCCACAGUUAUCACAGCACCAACAUCAAUCUGUUAAACAAGCCUGCACUGUUGGAAGGAGCAGAGUUUGGGGUGCCUGCAGUGUGCGACUCUAUGGAAAUGUCAGAUCCUCUCACUCACGCCCUCCUUCUCUCCACGUCCUCACCCCAAAUCAUGACUGCCGAUAACCCAACUUUCUCUGAAAACCCACCGUGCCCUUUGACCCCGGAUCACGAGGAGCUUGUCACCAUGGAGUCGGUUGAAUACCAGCAGCAGGGGGAGGUCAGCGAGGAGAUGGAGAAGGACCCCCUGUCAGACAGCGGGUACAUUGAGUUACAUUAUUACCAGUCUCACCAGUAUCAGUACCUGGUGCUGCCGGGUGACACAGAGUUGGACCUGGAGACUGUGGAGAUCCUUCAGCUCGAUGCCGAGGCCCAGGAGGCUGCUGGGUCACUGCUGGACCUAGCAGGCGGUGUAUAUUAAUGAUGAAUCCCAAUUAACAAUCACAACUGAUGCAAUGCCUCAAGCCAUUGUUAUCAGAUGCUCCAACAAUGCAACGUAAAUAGGUUUUUAUGUUUUGAAGUCUUAAUCGAUAAUGGAUGGAGUGAUGAUGUUUGGCAAAUCGGCUGCUUCUUCCUGAGACGUUGACACUGCCCUACGGCUUGUUUUGUAGUAAAAGGUAUGAAUCCACUUUUUGAUGAAUUAACAAGACUAAUGGAUCACAUUACUUCAUAUGUGUUCAGGCAUUUUCAAUGCAGAAGCUGAAUUUACCACCAUACCAUACAAUGAAAACCUGGACAAAGACUUGAGUGUAAUCCUAAACUGAAAACUGCGGACAAAAUGAUACUCUGAGAUUUUAAAGCUGAGGGGAAAGUAUUAAUAGAGUUUGAUCAUUCAUUAUAAUAGGUUUUUAGGUUUUCCACUGUGUUUUUUUCACAUUAAGUUGACUCUUGGGGUGGAAGGAGUUAUUUUAGUUCAAGAAGAAUGACUGUUUCUCGAUUUAGAUGUUACCCCAGUUAGGGUAAGAUUUAUAUAGCGUUGAAACCUGUACAAGAAAAGCACAAAAAAGGCUCUUGACUCACAUCCACACUGUUGCCGUUUCAAUAUGAAUAUUUGUUCUUGUGGUGACCAUCUUUUCUUUACAAGAAUGUUUUCAUAGUGGUUGCUUUAUGAGGAAAGAAACAUUAAAAACAAACUUUAGUCGAAUAUCUUGGCCCUUAACACUGUUACUGUUACCUAUAAUGAAAAUACUGCCUUUCUAAAAGUAGUUGAGUAUAAUACUUACAAAAAAUACUUACUCAAUUACGAUAAUAAAAGUACUUCCAAUUUUAUUUCUAAUUAAUUUCUUUAUACCCCUUGUCAUUCUUCUGAUCAUGUUUGCUAGAGUUUUAUGUACAUGAUGUUAUUUUAUGGACUGCCUUUUAAUUGUCUGUGAAUUGUAAUACCUAUAUAUGAUCCUGUAAACUAAGCUACAUUUUCUUCAAUCAGGAAUAGUUUGAUUGUAAUUUUGAGUUAAAAUGCAAAAUGAGCUCACUGCCAUUUAAACCACUUUACAUUUCAGGGCAUACUGAAUUUCUGUUUGUAAAUUGUAUGUAUUUUCAAAAGCUUUAGAUUAUUCAGUGAAUUAAAAUCGCCUGUUUUUAAUGUUUGUGUCAUUAGGGUUGCAUUGCAGUU